Messenger RNA from Centruroides sculpturatus (bark scorpion), 676 nucleotides. Its product is annotated as clavesin-1-like. The coding region runs from base 10 to 462 and encodes 150 amino acids. The transcript has 2 exons. The record is from RefSeq and is a predicted model, not a curated record. Lineage: Eukaryota; Metazoa; Arthropoda; Arachnida; Scorpiones; Buthidae. Gene Ontology annotation, cellular component: membrane. Gene Ontology annotation, molecular function: phosphatidylinositol bisphosphate binding.
UCUUAUCAAAUGCGAUACAAGGCGAUACAUUAUGUAAACAUGAAUGUCGUAAUAAAAGCUAUUUUAAGUAUUUUACUUCCACUUCUACCAGACAAACUCCGGAAGAGGGUACAUUUGCAUUCGGAUGUGGGUACUUUACACGAAUUCAUCAGUCCAGAUUGUCUGCCUUUGGAAUUAGGAGGUAAUUUACCGAGUUUCGAUCCUACUGAAGCCAAUAACAUGCUUAGAUCUAACGAAGAAUUCUUCCGAACAAACGAAGAAUACGUGAAAUUGUACGAAGAAGAAACAAAUAAAAAUUUCAGCCAAGGUACAUUUAGAUACGUCGGUGAAGAUUUAGAAGAUGAGAAGAUUAAAAAAUUUAUAGAAAAAUCAGAAGAAAAAUUUAAAUGUCAUACUGAUAACCCAGAAGCAUUCUUGGCUGCUUUAAAAGAAGAUUCUGAAUUUGAAAUUACACAUUUUUAAAUCAGUUUUGACUUAUGUAAACAAAAGUAGGUACUAGUUAAUCAGAUACUGCUUCCAUUUGUAAAACAAUCUCUAAAACCUAUGUUUAGGAUUGAAUGUAAGUUUUAUUAACUAAAAUUACAUAAUAAAUGAUUUCUCUGUAAUUGCCAUCAUUAUGAUAAACGGUCACAGAAAGUUUGAAUCUUAACAGACAAGGAAGAAUUUACAACUUAAC